This is a messenger RNA of Paramecium tetraurelia, 11156 nucleotides long. RefSeq lists its product as uncharacterized. The record is from RefSeq and is a predicted model, not a curated record. Lineage: Eukaryota; Ciliophora; Oligohymenophorea; Peniculida; Parameciidae. The transcript has 6 exons. Gene Ontology annotation, molecular function: ubiquitin-protein transferase activity.
AUGGAGAAGCGAUUUAAGAAACUAAAACAAAAUGACACUGAGGACUACAGUUGGAUUGAAAAUACUAGCAAACCCUUAAUAGAAAGAAUUUCAGAGUUUGCCAAAUGCAAAUAAUUGCAAGAUCCUAAAUAUUUACGCAUUAUAAGUGAAACCAUUGACAAGAUAUUGGAAGCAGGAGUUGCUUUAUUCUAGGAAUAAAAUUAAAAUCCAUGUAUUGAAUUGCUUGGAGAAUGUGAUUCUAUUUAAAUUUGGAAUUUGUGUUUAUUGUGUUGUGAUUUCAUUAGGACUUGCGGGAAUCCAAAAAUAGUCGAUAUGAUAUUCAGUUAUGAACAUCUGGUUACUUUGAUAUUUCACAACCCUGAUUACGAUUUAUCUAAGAUUUACAAAAUUGUCGAGUGUAUGUAAUUCCUCUUAGAAUCCAUGAAUACCUCUAAAGCAUGCAAAUUUAAAAUUGAAUUUUUCGACAAAGUGUUAUUAAGAUUCAUGUACAUCAACGCAUUCUUCUAAAAGAGCAUCUUUAAUCUCAGCGAUUAAGAUUAAACAGAAUUGUUCCAACUCUAAAUGGAUCAUUGCAUUUUGAAGUUCACCUUCCCUUCUGAUGACAUGAUAAAUUAUUCAAGAUAUUUAGAAAUGAAUAAUCUUCGAAAAAUAUUAAAAUGUCCACCUACUACUCGCGAAGUAUAAUUUGAUUCCACUAAAAACCCUUAUGAGCAAUCCCUUUAAAUAAUUAAGGAGAAUAACCUUUAAAAAGAUAUUAUACUUUUUGAUUAAGUCUUCAUUCGAUUGUUAUGUCAUUAUUCUGGCAACGAACUAUUAAUCUAGAAAAUGUUUAUCAGCAAUUAUAUCUUUCAUUUCAGAUGUGCCUUCCAAGAUCUUCAAUUAAUCAACAAUAAAUUAAUGUUAGACAUCACAAAUAGAUUAAUAGAUUAAAAAGAUUACCUAUUUUUAUUAAUAAGAAUGAUAACUAUCAAUAAGGAUGAAUCUCUAAAUGAUAUUAUGGUGUAAAGUCUUCAAUUUAUCAAAUCCAAAUAAAUACAGCUAUUUGAACAUAAUACAUUUUUAGAAAAGUUAUGGCUAUUUGAGCUUUAAGGAAUUCAAGACUCCUUGAUGGAAUGGAAACAAGAACUACAAGUUGCAGAGGGGAGUUUCUAUGAAAUUAAAUUGUCUUUAAGUUCUAAAUUUUAAUAGAUAUUCUUUCAACAAUUGUUAGAUUAGUAGUUUACUUAACUCUUCAAGAAACAACCAAAUUAUUAACAAUGGAAUUCCAUGAUAGUUCAAAUCAUUAAGAAAUCAUCUUUAGAAGAUGGUUCAACUAAAUUACCCUAUUAUAUUUUGAAUCCGUUAUUGACUUAUUCUGUGAAUUUGAUAAUUGAACUUCCUGGAAACAAUCAAAAUUAAUAAUUAGAAUAUUAAUUAGAAACCUAAAUCAUCCAAGGAUUACUGGAUAUCCUAAAGAAUUGCUGUGGAGGACAUUAAAUCCAACUCUAAAUUCGUGGUUUUCAAUUACUGAAUCAACUAAUUGCUUAUUAUAAAUAAGAAUUUGAUUAAGUCUAAAUCUAAAAUGCUCAAUCAGAAUUCAUGAUGCCUGUUCCUGAAAGAUAUCAUAAAUUGUUAUCAGAUAUAUGGUCAAAUAAAAUAUUGGAAGACACAUUGCUUAAAUCAUAGCUAAACGAAUAAUUAUACACAUAUUUGAUAACAUUGUUAGCUAUGAACAUGGGAGAGAAUCCGGGCAGAGUCAGAGAAUUCUAUGAAAAUAACAGUUUAUAAUGUUUAGUUUAAAAAAUAAUGGAGCUUUUGAAGAUAUGUUCACGAGGAUCUCAUUUGAUUGUAACCAUAAUUAAUUUGUUGAUUGCUAUCAGUACGAAUGAAUAAGCUAUUUCAUUGGCGUUAUCAUCAAAUAAUGAAAAAGAUCAAUAAAAACAAGAUAAUCUAAUCAAAUAAAUAUUUGACAAAUGUUAUUUGCCAUCAAUAGAACUUCUACAUGACCCAACAGUGAGCGAGGACUUUGCUAAAAAGAUCAUUAUGUUGUAUAGUCAAAGUUUAUUGGCCAAAAAGCAAAUUGAAAAAGUGAUCGAAAAUACAUUUGUAUCAAUAUCCCAAUUGGUUGAUUUGAGCAAAGAUAAAAUUGAAGAUAUUGUGAGCAAUCAAGAAAAGUUAUCAUCAUUUUAUGGAUAUUCUAAGAGUCUCCAAGCUCUGUUGUAAUUGUUUAUGCAAUUACAGCCAGAGAAGAAAUCAUCCUCAUAUCGAUAAUUCUAAGGAUAUGAAGAAUUAUAACUGGAAGAGGCUUAAAGACAAAAAGACCACUUGUUCAAUUCAUUGUUAAAAAACUAAAAGUUUGUUGAAGCCUUGGAGAAGAUUAUAAUGAGUCCAAUUCUUAUUGGAAGUAAGAACAAAGACAAGUAUGUGGAACAUUAUGUUGGAAUCUUAUGCAAAAAAAAUAAAUUGAAUCCCUUUACUUCCUUAUGGAAAGAAUUGGAUCUGAUAUCAUAGAAUUACAUGAUUAUUGGAGAUCAAAAAAUCAUAGACAUAGGAAAAUUAGUCGAUUAUGAUGCCUUAUCAGUUCAUAUGACUUAUAAAUACUUCUUUAGAAAGAUCAUCAAGCAUAUAUCACCUUAAACUUAUAGAGGCUUUUAUAUUUUGAGUCGCUUCCAUCUUAUACAUUAUUUGAUCAAGAUUUGUGUAAGUCAAGGAGGAAUAUAGCAUUAGGAUAUCAAUUUGUUAAUCCCUCAAUUAUUGCAAAUAUAUUUCUUGUCAUCACAACAUGCUGGGUUUCAUGAAUCCAUCAUGAUGUUUAUGGCAGCAAAAUCUCAGAUUUCAAAAUUUUAGAGUAGUUUUGAUGAAGAUACUCAAAUAAGAAGGAGAAUAAGCAAAGAUAACUUAAUACCACUUCAAGAGUCAUGUUUGGAUUUAAUAAAUAAAUUAUAGUAACAGGCAACUGCAGAACAAAAGGAAUUUCUAAUCAAAAAGUAUGGAGAGAUAACCCAGUUAUUCUUUGUUAAUUUCAAUGAAAAAUAUCAAUAAAUUAGAGAAUCUUAAGGCUUAAAACUAAUUUCACAUGUUACUUAUAUGCAAGAUAUCCUUAAAUCAUUUAAGUUCUUUUUGAAUCUAUUUCAAAAUUUGGAGCAAUAAAAUCAGCCUAUAUCAUUUACUUUCAUUUGCUAUCAAAAUAAGUCUUUCUAUUUAGAUAUAAUUUAAAUGAUGAAGUAUUUAGAUGGUAUCUAGAAAUUACCAUAAAAUAAUACUAAAGAACAAGAGAUUGUUAAGAAGAUUCUACCUAGUUUUAUUGAAGCUCUUAAUUUACACAUCGAUAAUAUCAUCAAACAAUCAAUAUUCAGAAAAAUGCUUUUGGAUAAAAUUUAAUUGUCCGAUCAUUGCAUUAUUGAUCCAUAAUAGUUAGAGUAAGUAUCUAAUGAAUUAAUACUGUCUUAAACUCAUUUGCUAAGAUAGAUGAUUGAUAUUCUACUUUAGAGCAAUUGUGAAGGCCCAUUAAAGAAUUUAUUUGAACAACUUAUCCAAAGAUUUUACUUAAUGAAAGACACUUAAAUCUAAGACUUUCGUAAAGUAGGUGGCUAAGAAUAGAAAGAUCAAGUACUUGCUUAAAAAGAAUUGAUUCAACUCUUAUAAGGUAAUGAAGUAAAGGAAUAGAAGAAGUCAAUAUUUGAUAGACCAGAAAUCAAAUUGAUUUUGGAUAAAAUAUGUGAAAUGGGUAUUAAUUAGAAAUUAGCUAAGAAAGCCAUUCAAAGAGUGGAAAUUCCAGAGCCAUCUAUGAUUGUAGAUAUGAUAUUUAAUGGAAGGAUAUCUGACGAUGAGGAUGAUUUAGAUGAUCUACUCUUCGAAUCAGAAUUGAAAAAUGAUAAUCCAGAGACUUAAGUAGUCAAUUAAUAGAUCUAAAAUGAAGUCAAAAAUUAACCUGAAUAAGAAUAAAACUAAAAGAAUAUGACUGUAAUUGAGAGUGAAACCUUUUUGAAGAUAUUAAAUGAAAAUUUCCCCUUAUAUGAUCCAUAAUUAUCAAUAUAAGAUAGAAUUUCUUAGUUGAUAAAUAACUUCUAAUAGAAAUUAGAUGAAACGAUAAACUCACUUUUAGAUUAAUAACUAACUAAUUAAAGACCUAAUAAUACUCAAUUAGAAUAUUUAUUCACAAUUGCUAAAAAAUAAUAGCACAUUUAAAAAAUAUUGGAUUUUAUCUUUUUAUCACUAUAAGCUAUGAGAUAAUUGUAAUAGACAUAAGAUUUAAAUUAAAAAAUGAACUUGUUUUAUAAUGCAUUAUAAUGGUUAGCACUCUUGUAAUAAAUAUCUUAAUAGGAGCAUGAGAAAAUAUAUUAAAAUGUUGCUCUCAUUGAUUUGGAACCUUAAAAAGAUUUAAAAUUUGUAUUAUCAUUUUAAGAAAUGAUUAAGUUUGGAUUUGCUUUGCUUUAGGAAAUAAAUGAUCAAUUUACAAUCUUCAGUUAAAAUGAAUAUGAACAAUUAAAAUUGAUAAAUGUUAAGGAAUUAAGCUCUGUUGAAAUUUGUAAAAGAGCCUAAUAAAUAACAAACGACCUGAAUGUUUUUUAUGAGAAUAAAUAUAGUACUUUGAGAUUAUUUUGCAAAGAACUAUAAGAAGCAUAGAAAUACUUAACAAAGUUUGUAAUGAAUUUAUAAAACAAGCAUGAUCAAUUAAUAGAAAGAUAUUGGAAUUAGAUUGAAAUAUAUGUCUAAUUCUUAACUUAAUUAUGCACAGUUAAUCUGCAUCUCUAAGAAGAGUCCAACAAUGCUUAUAACCUACUCACAGAUUUAGAUACUUUCAUAAAAAACGAUUAAACUUUAAAAGACUAGGGAGACACUACUCAAAAUGACGGUCACUUAUAUUAAUUGAUCUAGAGAAGAUUUAUUUAUGAUAAAUCAGUAAUCACUUAGCUGCUUUAAUGCUUAAACAAUUUUGGAUUGCAUAAUCAAAACAAAUUAUAUCAAAUUCUUAUGUAGAAGUAAAAACAAGAUAAUUAAUCAUUGUUGGAUGUUUUAUUGCAUUUCAAAAUUUAAUCAAAUAAUAGUGAACACGAAGAAUCAUAACCAGUAUUUUUAGAAAACCUAUUAUAUUUGAUUGCCUUAGACAACAGAACAGCAAAUGAUCUAACAUUACUGAUUUUAAAAUAAGUUAUGCUAAAUGAACAUAUUGAUUGGCAUGCUUAAUAAAUUAAGAGCCUAGAUGAAUUAAACUAAGUUUAGAUGCCCCAAAAGUAUAUUGAAUGUCCAUUACAAUAUCUGCUAUAGUUCCAUCCUGUUUUAGUUAAUAAUCCAAUAGUUUAUAACACCAUUAUUGAAUAACAAGGACUUUCAAUUACUGAUAAGUUUUGUGAGUUAUCAAGAGUUCAUGCAGCUAAAUAAUCCUCUUUGCAAAUGACUGGGAAGUUGACUAAGGAAUAAGAAAAACAUUUAAAGGAAAAGGAGAAAGAAUUUCUGCAACAAACAUAAACUGAUAUAGUAAUCAGAUAUGAAGUAGAUCAUGUCAUAGAACCGUAGUUAAACUCCAAUAUAAUAAAUUUGAUAAAUAUUAUAGCCUAAACUAUAGUUGACAGAUUUUUUGAAGAGAACUUUGUUGAAAAAGUGUUCAAUAUCAAAUUAACCAAAUACAAAGAUGAAAAAAGAGCUUACUUGUAUGGAUGGGAUCAAUUAUUGAGAAUAAUUGAGAUGCUUAUAAUUAAGAUUCCUUAAUUGAUAUUGUAUUUAAGACAAUUGAAAGUAUAAUUGCCUAUUCAAAUUAAUACUGAAGAGAGAUAGGUUACCUUCUUGGAAUUCGUAAUUAAAUAUAUGACAUGGGUAGGAAUAGAUAAACUGUCCAAUUUUAUGCAUAAUUAUUUGAGUGAUAUCAAUCUGCUCUCAGUUGGUUAUGGCAUAACUUUGGGCUAAGAAGUACUCUAAUUAUUAUUGAAUGAAUUGAAAAUUGAUCACAAUAAUAUUUUAAUGAAAUAUUAUCAUAUUUUGUAAUUGCUCGUACUUUUUACAUAAACCUUGACCCUUCAAAAUUGUUUAUUAAUUUUGACUGAUUAAAGAUCACAAUUGAAUAUUGUCCCUAAGAUUAUCAGUACAUUAAAUAGUGUUAGAGAAUGUGAAAAUAAACAAUUUGUCAAAUUAUAUCAAUAGACCAUUGCCAAAGUAUUGGAACCAUUCUUGUAAUCUCAGGUCUAUUUUGAGCACCUCAAAUAAGGCAGAUAUGGAGAUAUAUUUAGAUUACAACAAAAUAUUACUGAAAAUUCCUUCUAAUUUCAUUAUCUCAAUUGUCUAAGGAAUUAAUUGAUUUCCUAUCAAUUAUACCCUGGUUUUAAAAGUACUCCAGGUUCAGCUUAGCAUUUUGUAUCCCAUCCAUUAGUCUAACAAACCCUGAAGGAUGAACACCAAUAGGAAAUUGUUUGGCCUUUAUAUUAAUCCAGAAGAAAUUUCAAUAAUCAGAGACACAAUAAUCAGAAACAGUAAGAUGAAGACCUGAGUGAUUCUGAUUCAGAUUAGGAUAUUGUAUAAAUAGAGAACACUCAAAUCAAAUAUAAAGCAAAUUACUCAAAUAUUAACUCCUGGGGUGAGUAUUAUUCCUACGAUAGUGAUUUUAUGAACAAGUGCAGUGUAAAUAGAGAAGAAGAGAAACCUCACAAAGAAAAUCAACAGAGUAUCUUUCCAUAAAAAGACUUAAACAUACUCUUUUGUAGUCUAGAUCAAAAAUUCUAUAAUUUCCCUUUACCAAACUUUUAAAUUACAACCAAAAAUAUAGUCUAUCAAUAAAGUGAUUACAAAACUUGGAUCACAUCUAUUGUUGGUCUUUAUUUCAGUUCCAAUGAGUAUUUCGAGAAUAAAAAAUAAUUAAUCUCCAAAGCUUAUGAAACUCAAUUAAAGCACAUUGUUGAAUAUAUUCAAGCUAUAAAUAGAUUGCUUCACACAUAAGCCUCCAAAUAAGUUGAAUAAUUACAACAAUAUUUAUCCUAUUAUUUAAAUGGAUCAUUAAGUUAUUUGCAAAUCCAAUCUGGAAAUUCAUGCUUCUAUUCCAAAUUUGGUCAAGCACCUAACCAACUUUAGCAAGAUUACUAAGCAAACUCCUUAUCAGUCAAUAUCAAUGAACCAUCUUUAUAAUAAUAAAGAAUCUUAACCUAAAUCUCUUGCAAUGUUUUACAAAGCAGAGUAGUUUUGAAUGGAAUGCCAAAUGAUUUACAUGAUUAAGGAUUGCUAAAAGCCAAAUUAUAAAGUCUAUUACAUCCUGAGGAAAACACCAACUUAAAAGGAAAAUUAAUAGAUAUUCCAAAGAGAGUUUUGAUUAUCCCAAAUGAGUAGCAGCUUCAAAUUACAGACAAUAUAUUAUUAGAGAUGUUGAUGUCUCUGUUGGUGGAUUAAAAUAGUUUUAUAUAAUUUCCAUUUAAUCUAUUACGUUAGAUUAGCAAGUGUUCUCGUUUGGGAUUCAAACUACUUAUUCAAUUACUCAUUUUAUAUUAAGAAUAGAAAAACAACCUAGAACUUACUCUUAAAAUUUUGUACUUAGUGAGUUAGAAAAUUCCAUCCAAUAAUUUAAGAGAUCUACUUUCUGAACAAUUACAAAUCAGUCCAAUACUUAAUAAGAGAGAAAAGGCUAAUUUAGCUAAGGGAUAAUAAAUUAAAGAACAAUUUAUAAUAGAAGAAGAAAAUAUAGAUGAGUAGUCAUAAGAUGAUGAUCUUGAAAAUCCCUUGGUCUUUUUGAUUAACCAAAUAAAUAUAUAUUGCGAGAAGAAUAUUUCAUUUAUGACCCUGUUUCAUAGUCCUGAAUCCCACAUACCAAUCGAGAAAAAUAUCCUGUUAACUCCUCUCUUAGCUAAUCAAACUAACUUGCAUCUAUCUUACUUAAUUUAGAUUAUACGAGGAUCCCUAAUGAUCACAACAGAAGAAAAGGAAAAAGGGAAGAAGGCUGAUGACGAGAAUCUGUAUAAAAUGAUGAGGAGAUAAGCAGCUAUUUACAAUGGCGGAAUAGAUGAAAGCAAAAUAUUUGAUUUAUUCUCCUAACUAAACAGAAAUGAGGAUAUAUAGUUUCACGAUUUAAUCUUCAAGUCAUUUGGGGAUAAAAACCAGGAAUCAUAAGAUACUUGGGACUAGACAUCCUUUACAUUUAAAUCACUUUAGUUUAGAUAAAUUGAUUAGUAAUCAUAGUUCAGAUAAGUAUCAAAUGCAUCAAUCAUCUAAAUGUAACCCCCUUAGGCUCCUUAACCAAGAUAAAUUAUUCCUCCAUUUCCUAUUUCUUCGAUGUCAAUCUUACAACAGCAUUAGUAAUUACAAUAGUUUUAAUAACUUCGAUAGCCUCCAUAAUAGGGAUAAUAAACGAAUUAAUUCAAGAUAGCUGAUGAAAAAUAAUAGUAAUAAUAACAGUAAUAAUAAUAAUAAUAGUAAUAAUAAUAAUAAUAAUAAUAAUAAUAAUAAUAAUAAUAAUCCAAAAAUGAAGAAAUAGAUCAAAAUGAAUUAAAUUCUUAAAUACCAAAAAGAGAAAGAAAAGUCAGUGCCAAAAUUUCUCAUGUUGAGAUUGAUAUCAUCUCCUCUCUAUGCAAAAAUUUAAAUAAUCCGCUCUUAAGAGAAGGAAAUUCCAAUGAAAUCAUUAAUAUUCUAAAUUCUUAUGCUAAUGAUAAAUUAAAAAUUGAGCAUGCCAUAAAUGAAUUAACCAAAUAUAUCAUUUAACAAUCUAAAAUUUUCAAUUUUGAAUUAGACAAAAAAAGAAAACAGUUAAGAGAAAUUACAAAACAAAGAGAAAAAAUUUAGGAUUAUGAUCCUGAAUAAGCAUAAUUUUUAAAUAAUUAAGAAAAUGAUAUUAUUAAAGAGUUAAACUAGAAAAUCCCAGAUCCAAGUAUCAUACAAAGGUGUUUUGUUGCAAUAACAGGAUUCCUCAAUCUCAAUCUAACAUUGACUGAUUAGCAAAAUAAAUAAGUUAAUAAACCAAGUUCUACACAAACUAGAUAAUAAAUUUAAAUGGAUAAAAAGAAAUAUAAAUUAACUCAGUAGGGCAAAAGCGUUGAUGCCUCAAGCGAUUUUGACACCUCAGCAAAAAAGGACAUCAGAGCUAGAUUUAUUAAUGUUCUAUAAACUAGAUAAACCCAUCAUUUAUGGCUGAAUGUUGUGGAAACAUUACUAUUGAUUUUUAAUUAUAAAGGGUCGAGAUCAUUAGAAAUAUUAUAAAAGAAACUCUAUCCUCUUUUGGAAUGUUUCAUAAGGCUAUAUCAAAAUGUUCAUGAAGAGUUAAAUUCCUAAGAGCAUUCUGAGAAAACUAAUGCAGAAACAAACUUUUUUGAGAGAAAUUUAAGUGGUUCAGCAACUAAUUCGCUUUAAUUUGGUUUAUUAUAAACAUAAACAAUGCAUUUAAAGAGAUCAUUUUCAUCAGUAAGAAAUGAGAAUGAAAUGUAGAUGAAAAUAGAUGAACUAUUCACUUAUUUAUGCAUUAAUGGCAAGAGGAUUAUCAAUUAUUUGAUCAAUCAGAGGUUAUAACAAAUCACUUAUGAUUUAAAAUAAAGUCAUUCAUUGAAUCCUAUUAAAUUAUUUAAGGAAGCAGACCCAUUGGGCUUUGUAUUUUUUAAAAUGAGCUAAAUCGUUUCUUUUGAAAAUAAGAAACAUUUCUUUGAAAUGGAUUUGGAAACCUUAAAAAUUAAUGACAAACCCAAUUAAAGAUCAAGAGGAAGACAAAGUGAAACCAUUGAAUUUAAUGUCGUAAGAGAAACAAGAUUGUAACAAUCCUUAGAAAAGGUAUUGUAAGUUGAAAAAAAUAAAUUUAGAAAAAGUGAAAUUAAAAUUAGAUAUCAAGGGGAAAGAGGAUAAGAUGAAGGAGGAAUCAGGAAAGAAUGGAUGACCAAUCUUGUCAAAGAUAUAUUAUAAACAGAUAAAUUUGAAUUGACUACAAAGAGAUUUUAUAAAAUAAAUUCUAAUAAAAAGUCUACUGAAGAUAAGAAUCAUUAUAAACUAUUGGGUAGAAUAGUAGCAAAAAGUAUUUAUGAUGGAUUAUUGCUACCAGUUUAUUUUAUUCCAACUAUAUUUAAGAUGAUACUUCAAAAAAAACCAAGUUUUGAUGAUUUGGAACAUUACAAUGAAGGAUAUUAUGACACUUUUAUUAAAUUUAUGAAUGAUGAGACACAAGUUUAGUAUAAGGAUUUAUUUGAGUUUUGGAUUCCUGAAGAAUAUGCAUAAUUAAUUGAAUAAAACAAAAAAUAUAUCUUUACAGAUCUUCUAUAAGAAUAUAUAGAAAAGAAUCCAAUCGAACCUAAAUAAGAUUAACUAAAUGAAUAACAGAAAUUAUAAGAUUAAUAAUAGUAGUAAUAAUAAUAAUAAUAAUAAUAGUAAUAAUAAUAAUAGUAAUAAUAAUAAUAAUAAGAAGAACAAUUAUAAUAAGAAAAAUAAAAUUAAGCAGUUCCUUUUAAAUAAGAUCUGAUGCAAUAUUUUAAAUAAAAGCAGUAAGAAUAAGAAGAACCUAAAUAAAAAAAACAGUCAGAAGAUAUAACAGCUGAAGAUAUGGAAAAUAGAGAAAAGAAAAGAUUAAUAAGAAAGAAUAAAAGAAAAUAACUAAGUGAUGAAGCUCUUAAAUAAAUUAAAUUAUAAGAUGUAUUCUUAUAAUUAUCAUCUAAUGUUACUGUGAAACAUAAAAGACUUAUCUGUGAAGUUAUAAGCAAAAAAUUAAUGAUUGAGGAGAUUAAAGAGUAGAUCCUAGCAAUAAGAGAUGGAUUCUUUGAUAUUGUACCUAAAGAAUAUUUUUCUUAUAUGGACUGGAGAGAUUUGCAAAAAUUAAUUAUUGGAGUGCCAUCAGUUGAUGUUGAUGACCUUCAAGCGAAUACAGAAUAUGUGAAUUAUGACAAAAAUAAUUAGACUGUUUUGUGGUUUUGGGAAGUAUUAAAGACUUUAAGUGAUUCUGAAAAAUCUGAUUUCUUAAUGUUCUCAACGGGAAGUCCUUUAGUUCCAUUCGGAGGUUUUAAAAAUUUAAGAGGACCAAAUGGACCGAAAAAGUUUUCAAUAUCCAAAGAUUUCAAUUCAGAACAUUUUAUUAAAGCCCAUGCAUGUUUUAAUCGAAUUGAUUUGCCAGAAUAUAAAUCAAAAGAAAUGGUUAGAGAAAAGCUAUUGAAAUCAUUAAAGGAAUCUGGUUCAGGAUUUGAUUUGAGUUGAGUUUAUAUCAUAUAUUUUUCAUUCAUAUUAUCAUUCAAAGUUAA